This is a messenger RNA of Boleophthalmus pectinirostris (great blue-spotted mudskipper), 1363 nucleotides long. RefSeq names its product Scm polycomb group protein like 4 (gene scml4). Gene Ontology annotation, molecular function: protein binding. Lineage: Eukaryota; Metazoa; Chordata; Actinopteri; Gobiiformes; Gobiidae. The record is from RefSeq and is a predicted model, not a curated record.
CUUGACUCUUUCCGUUCCAGAUAAAGGCUGUGUCAGUUCGCCACUUCCUGCUCAUUGAAAUUACCUAUCUGUGUCUUGUCACAGCUCAAGGUCAGAUGAAUUCAGUUGCAGUUGCCGCGGAUAUGCAGACCCCCGCUUUAAGCCCACAGUUUAUAACCAGCGGUCAGAGUAAGGUCCCGGGCAGGAAGAGAGGAAGACCCCCCAUACGUAAACUGGAAUAUGAGAGAUGCUACGUGGAGACAGUGACCCCCAUCAAGAUCCCCAAGAAAAGAGGCAGGAAACCAGGCUUUAAGCUGAAGCCCAGGAUGCUGCUGUCCCCGCUGGCUAACUCUCCCCCGAACAGCACCCCUGAGCCAGAGAUGGGCUCUCUCCCACAGGACGCUGCCCUGGUGCCGCACUCAGCCACUCCACAGGUCCUCACAGCAGAGACAACUACUCCAGAUGAGUAUCUGUGUGACCCAGUCGAGUCCAAGCGCUACGCUCAUGACCCCAGUGACUCUGCCUUCAGCCGCAUGCCUCCUCAGUACCACCCCAAACGCGCCUUUGGUUUCCGCAGCAGCAGUUGUCCCCUCCUGUGCCUGUGUAGACAGGCCUCAAGCCCAAGAUGUUUUCAGGAGACCAACAGGAAUGGGUACAGCUCAGUGCUAGAGGCUGGGGAGAGCAAGCGUCUCUCUGAUAAAGACCCUUCCACCUGGGGGGUGGAGGAGGUGGUGUGGUUCAUCCAAGACGCAGAUCCACAAGCACUGGGUCCUCACGCAGACACCUUCAGGAAACAUGAAAUCGAUGGGGAUGCUCUGCUCCUGCUGAAAAGUGAAAUGAUGAUGAAGUACCUUGGGCUGAAGCUGGGGCCAGCUCUAAAGCUCUGCUACCACAUCGAUAAACUCAAACAGAGUCGCUCCUGAUUUAUGGGGGAGCUCAAACCUGCAACUGUAGCUGGUGCCAGGAAUAGACUUUAUAGAGCACAAGGCUCUUACAUCUGGCAACAAAAGGAACAUAAGCAUACAAUAGAAAAAAUUGUCAAAGUAUGUCUAUAGCAUUGACUUCAACAUAUCGUACAGCUUUGAAUGGACCGGUGCGAUAUUUGAGCUGCGUUCAGCAAAUCUGUGCUACCAACAGACAACAUAUCAAUACCUCAGAGCAACAAUAUAAAAACAAUAACAAAAUGGUGCUUUAAGUUAUUGCCAUAUUUGUCAAUUUUAGGUGUUGUAUAUACUCUUUCAAUUGUUUUAAUACUUUUCUAUUGUUAUAAUGUUUUUGAACUCUUACAUCUUUUGGAUUUGCAGCUGAAGUGAUUUUAUUGCCACACAAUAUACAGAACUACAUCAAGGACACACAAUAGCAUUAAAACACAUUGAAUACUGUA